Messenger RNA from Musca domestica (house fly), 1187 nucleotides. Its product is annotated as nucleoplasmin-like protein. The record is from RefSeq and is a predicted model, not a curated record. Gene Ontology annotation, biological process: chromatin remodeling. The coding region runs from base 146 to 619 and encodes 157 amino acids. Gene Ontology annotation, cellular component: cytoplasm; nucleolus; nucleoplasm. NCBI's taxonomy places the organism in Eukaryota, Metazoa, Arthropoda, Insecta, Diptera, Muscidae. The transcript is spliced from 3 exons. Gene Ontology annotation, molecular function: histone binding; RNA binding; chromatin binding.
UUGUCACCACUACGCCGGCUUCUUCUUGCUGUCUCUUUAAACAAAAAAGAAAGAAUUUCGGUUUUUCUGUGCAAAAACACGAGCGAGUGACGCGUGAAUACCCAGCUACAUAAUAAACUAAUCCAAAAGAAUCCACAGAAUCACAAUGUCUGACGAAUCAUUCUAUGGUGUUACAUUGAGCGGCGAAGGCAGCAAAGUUGAAUGGGAAGUUUUGUCCAACGAUAUAGAUUUCCCCCGCGGCCAAAAAUUAAUUGUCAGACAAAUUCUUUUGGGUGCUGAAGCCAAAGAGGGUGAAUUCAAUGUUGUCGAGGUCCACACCAUUAAAGACAAUUUGAAAAUUCCCAUUGCCGUUUUAAAAGCUGGUGAAACUCGCGCCGUCAAUCCCGAUAUUGAAUUCUAUGAAACAUCUGCCGUCUUCAAACUGAUCAAGGGUAAUGGUCCCGUCUACAUUCAUGGCCAAAACAUCAAAGAUGAAGUCGAAGUUGUAGAUAUGGACGAUGAUGAGUCUGACGAAGAGGAGGAUGGCGAAGAGGAAGAAGAUGAGGCACAACCCCAAAAGAAGAAGCAAAAAGUGGAGAAUAAUGCCGAUGGCAAAAAUGCCAAAAAUAAGAAGAAAUAAAUCACAUUAGAAUACAAAAACUACCUCUCUUCUUUUUAUAAAGCAACAACAACUCAGUUAGUAGGUAACCGAUUUAUAAAAAGAUGAUAAACAACAACAACAACAACACUCCUAACCCGGGGGGUUUGUUAGCAGCGCAGAUGUGAUUGCAAACCUACACCUCCUCCAAACUACAACAAGAACACAUUAAGCUACUCUCUAUUUUUAAGACAAAAGCAAAUUGGGCGGACAUCUCAAUAAUGACCCUUUACUCGUGCAUGUCAUAUCAACACAAAGACAAACUAUAACAAUAACAAUGAAAUUUCCCAAAUUCCCAAACCCGAAUGCAUGGGCGUAAGGGGUGAACAGUUUUUGAUGGUGUCUGCCAGCAGUUCCUUGGUUCCUGUUUUAUUCUUUUAAAUCCUUUCCAAAUUUCUUGAUUAUUUCAAAACAAAACAAUGUUUUUUUAUGUUAGGAAUACUUUUUUUUAAAUUUUACUACAAUAUACAACAAUUGUAAACAAAAUUUUGGACAGAAAACCGCUUUAACGGUUUUGGAAAAUUCCUUUAAAGUUUUCCUUAACAACAAA